AACCCAAUAACUUUGUUUGUAAAAAACGCGAUCUUGCUUGGAUUCAAAAUCUACAUGAUUACUACGCUUCUCAUAUUUUCCAGUUUGAAUUUAAUUAUCAUCAAUUAAAUCAUUUGAAAUGGCGGCAGCAGCAAUAUCAGUACAUCAGUUUGCAGAUUGCGUUACUUGUCACGCUUGGAGUCCUGAUCAUACUAUGAUUGCUCUUUGCCCAAAUAAUCAUGAGGUUCACAUAUACAAAUUAGUGGAGGAAAAUUGGGAAAGAAUUCAUGUUCUCCAAAAGCAUGACCAAGUUAUCGCAGGAAUCGAUUGGAGUAAAUCAUCAAACAGGAUAGUGACCGUGUCUCAUGACCGAAAUUCGUAUGUUUGGAACCAAGAAGGAUCUCAAUGGGUACCAACUCUUGUUAUCCUUAGGCUCAACCGUGCUGCACUCUGUGUGCAGUGGAGUCCUAAAGGGAACAAGUUUGCUGUGGGAAGUGGAGCUAAAACUGUUUGUAUAUGUUACUAUGAGCAGGAGAACAACUGGUGGGUUAGUAAGCUUAUCAGGAAAAGACAUGAUUCGUCUGUGACCAGUGUUGCUUGGCAUCCUAAUAAUGUUCUUAUUGCUACAACAUCUACUGAUGGAAAAUGUAGAGUAUUCUCAACAUUUAUCAAAGGAGUUGAUGCAGGGAAACCAAAGAAAGCAGGAAGUGGCUCCUCGUCAGAUGCAAAAUUUGGAGAGCAAAUUGUUCAGCUUGAUCUCUCAUUUUGUUGGGCGUUCGGUGUCAAAUGGUCUCCAAGUGGCAAUAGCUUGGCCUAUGUAGGACAUAAUUCAAUGAUCUACUUUGCUGAUCAAAUUGGACCUUCGCCUUCUGCUCAAAGUGUUGUACUACGUGAUUUGCCUCUUCGUGAUGUUAUGUUUGUCUCGGAGAAACUCUUAAUUGGUGUGGGCUUUGACUGCAAUCCUAUGGUUUUCGCAGCAGAUGGGACAGGUUUAUGGAGCUUCGUUAGGUUUCUUGAUGAAAAGAAGGCAACAUCUUCUAGUGCAAGAUAUGGUUCGCAGAUCACAGAAGCAUUUGGAAAGUUCUAUGGAAGCUCAAAACAGGGAGCUAGCAAUGAUAAAGGCCGUGGUGGCCUUCAUGACAAUUGCAUCAAUUGCAUUGUGCCAUUGCAGAAUACAGAGAGUGCAAAACUAACCAGCUUUAGCACUUCAGGACUAGAUGGUAAAAUUGUUGUAUGGGAUUUGAGUAACCAGGAAGACUUGCUUGAAUACAUGUAAAUCUGUGAGGGCUACCGUAAUCAUGUUACACUCCUUUCCUGGAAAAUACCUUUUCCCUGUGCAUGGCUGAUUGUAGUUUAAAGCUUCACCCAACUUUUUACUACACCCCGAUAUUAUUGUUUCUCAUGGUGUUUAUAUACAAGAAACGUAUAUCAACAGUGCUAUGACAUAGUCUAUAUGUAGUAUCGAUCGAAUAUAAAUCUGUAUACCAUCGCUAUUAUUUCUGUUGUUGGCAAUAGGUUAUUUACAUGCA
Molecule: messenger RNA, 1508 nt
Organism: Erigeron canadensis
Lineage: Eukaryota; Viridiplantae; Streptophyta; Magnoliopsida; Asterales; Asteraceae
Product: actin-related protein 2/3 complex subunit 1A-like
Exons: 16
Coding region: 119-1255 (378 amino acids)
Biological process (GO): Arp2/3 complex-mediated actin nucleation
Cellular component (GO): actin cytoskeleton; Arp2/3 protein complex
Molecular function (GO): actin filament binding
Source: RefSeq, a predicted model, not a curated record